Messenger RNA from Entrophospora sp. SA101, 433 nucleotides. Lineage: Eukaryota; Fungi; Glomeromycota; Glomeromycetes; Entrophosporales; Entrophosporaceae. The record is from the annotation of a GenBank genome assembly.
UGAGGUUUUAAUAAUGAUUGAAAAAACAGUUACCGAAAGAUGUCAAAAAGGUCGUUGGAGUACUGUGGAAGAUCUUAAGUUGACUGAAUAUGUAAACCGAAAUGGUCCAAGAAAUUGGAAAGAUGUUGCAAGUUAUGUGAAAACUCGAAAUCCUAAGCAAUAUCCAUUUGAUCGUAAAGAAGAAUUGGAGAUCAUUAGAUUACGUGAAGAAGAACAAUGCAGAUGGAGAGAUAUUGCAAAAAAAAUUGGAAACCGUAGAACUCCCAAUUCUAUUAAGAAUAUUUACAUGCAAAAACUAUCUAAAAGUUCAUACAGGCCAUUCAAAAUACAAAAUAAUACAAGAAGUUUCAAUAAAAAUAAAAGCACAAAACUAAAAAUUUCAGAUAUUACCAUUAAUAAAGAAAGAGGAUCUGUAAAGGAGGAAGAGAUGUGA